AGAGUGGAAGCUGUGAGCUGCAGCAUCCAGCAUCCAUCUGAAAUCUCAGGAAAAGCUGGAGGAGAGCCGUCGAUCCCAAUGUGAUGCUGGUAACAGCAGCGGAGAGAAGACGAGGAAAGCCAGAGAACGAGGAAGAGGGAGAAGACGCAGCCAUGAUGGGCACACCUCUCCGGAGGAAAGCCCCGGCGUAUGAGAUGGCUGAAGUUGAACUUCAUAAGGAAAGGCUCCAAGCCCUGGCGGAAAAAAGGAAAAGACAAGCCGAGAUAGAGGACAAAAGAAGACAACUCGAUGAACUUGUUCUACAACUUCAACAUUUCAAGUCUAAAGCCAUGAGGGAAAGAUGGCUUCUGCAGGGGACACCAGCAGUGCCACAAGAGGAAGACGAAGGUCGGAUAAAACAAGUUGAGCAAGAUGAACUUCACGUCAAGACACUAGAAGGUGCCAUUCACAGAUUGGAAUCAGAAAUCUGUCUUUUGGAGAAUGAAGAAUCACAGAUCUCAGCUAAAGAGCAAGUUCUCCGAGAGCGCCUGCGGGAAACAGAGAGAUCUAUUGAAGAUCUACAGAAGAGUCUUCAGAAUCAAGAUGGAGAUGUGGUGAAUUACAACUGCUCCCAGAUCCCGGACCUCCCAGAACUGAACUCCCAAUCUCCCUUCUCAGCUUCAGGAGAUCAACAACCGGCAAGAAAAUCUGCAUUAUACGCCAUGGAGAUCAGUGUCGAGAAGGACCGGAAAACAGGUGCCACCAAGAUCCUCUCGGCCUCGGCGGUCAGCCCGCGGGACGCUCACCAGAGGGGCGUCAAAGUCUACGACGACGGCCGUAAAGUGAUCUAUGAGGUGCAUUCUGGAGGAUCCACUACACUGGAGAACGGCACGCACCCCUGGAGUCCCGGCGAGGUGGAUGAGCUCAUGCAGCAAGUCGGCAAGACCCAACCACGAAGCGACGGAGCCCGGGUCACUGUCACACCACCUGAGCCCCAGCCAUCGGGAGGACAGCUGAGCUCCAAGCAAGACAACAAACAAUCCCCUAGGAAAGCCGAGGUCACGGAGACUCCACAAGCCUCAGCCGACAAACCAGUGACCAUGAUCUUCAUGGGCUACCACAGCGUCCAGGACGAGGAGGAAUCCAAGAAGCUGCUUGGCUUCGAUGGCACCAUCAAAGCUGAGAUCGUCCUCAUCGACGAGGACGAUGAGAAAUCUCUUCGGGAGAAGACCGUCACUGAUAUCUCCACCAUCGACGGCAACGCUGCAGACCUGGUGUCAGGCCGGCCUCUGUCAGAGACCACCGAACUGUCUUCAGAAAGCAAAGAUGAAAGCUCGACCAAGGAACUGCCACCCACAGGCGGGGAGAAGGCACGUUCAGUGCUGCUGACGGCCGAGAACGGACUGUAUCCUACAGCCACGCCACGAUCCACUGACCCUCUGAAGUCCCCUGUACUCUCAGAGGAUGACAGUGAGCUGAAAAGCGAGAGAAGCCUGAAGACUGUGAGUUUUUUCGAUUCUGUGAGUCUGAUAUCCAGUGAGAGCAGUAUGGAGCUUGAAACUCAGACCGACUCUCAGCAAAGUUAUGAGAGCAGUGGACAGAACAUAGUGAGACAUGGAAGAGAAGGAAUGGACAGCGAAGUUGCCAAGGAAAUCCUUUACCUGGAUGAGGUCCUUGAGGCCAACUGUUGUGAUCCCAGGGCAGAAAUGACUUCAAAUGGGACAAGUUCCCCUGAUAUUAAGUCAAUUCAAGUUCAUGGAACUGGACCAUCUGUGCGUACUUGUGACACAUUUCCCUUACACAACCAUGAAGUUGUUUUAGAAGGAAAAAAACAGACCACUUUUGUUGAGGACAACUUCAACACCAAACCCAAUGGUCAUACAAUGGACUGCACAAGGUCACCUGAGUCACCUAGGACAGCAAUCAAGAAAGAGGCCCGUUUUGAGCUCCGACCAUUUCAUGAAGAGAAGAAACCAUCGAAACUAUUCGACACCCCAACUAAGAAAGAAGUUCGGGUGAAGAAAAUCAGACCCUCAGAGGAGAUUGAAGAGCUAGAGAGGGAAAGGCUGGAACUCAUCCGGGGUCAAGCAGUCAAGAAGAAUCCUGGAAUUGCAGCAAAAUGGUGGAACCCACCUCAGGAAAAGACACUGGAAGAGGAGCUAGAGCCAGAGCAACUGGAGUCGCUUCGAAGAUAUGAGGAGAGGAAGCAGAUGAGAAACGAAGUCAACCUUAUGCCACAAGCUGCACCCAGACAGACAACCUUCUUUACCCAAACUGAAAUAGAAAAUAAGGAGGAUGUUGUCAUGGAAGAGAUUUCAGACUUUUCUGCUGCACGCAAGCAAUUUCUGCAGAUUGAACAUAGCAAGCAGCCCACAGCCCCUAAGAGGAAUGUGGCACCACAGCUUUACUCUGCCAAACCUUUCUUCAGGACUUCAGAGGUCACACAUUUAGAGAGGCCAUGCGGUUCUGUUACAGUUGCCAAUCAAGAAGGGGUCACAUCCUACAAUGGAAGUGAAGUUUCUACAGUCAAAGCUGAAAAGAUUUACUGCUGCUCUGAAGAAUCUGCCAUGCCACCCAAAGAAAAUUUGGCUCAGAAUGAGUUGAAAGAUGAUGAAUUUACUUGUGCCCGGGCAGUGAUGACCAUUGUGAAGGAAGAGGACUCUGAUUUGUGUCAACGCUCUUUGAACAGCUCUUACCAUAUGGAAGAAAUCGACUCCGGAUUAGAUGACCUAUCCCUUCGAUCUCAGGACACCACUGUACUUGAGACGCUCUCCAAUGACUUCAGUAUGGACAACAUAAGCGACAGUGGUGCAUCAAAUGAGACCGUGAGUGCCUAUUUGGAAAACUCUCUUGGGGAAUACUCUUUUCCCUCAACUCCAAUGGCCACUACACCAAUCAAUGGAAAAAAUGAAAGUGGAAUCAAAUCUCCAAGUGAACAGAGUGGGUCUUAUCAGGCAGAUUGCUUGACGGAAGAAGAGCUGGAAUACCAUGCAGGUAUUCUUGUCCAAAACGCUAUCCAGCAAGCCAUUGCUCAGCAAAAUGACAAAUGGGAGCCUUUGCAGGCCACACAACAUUCAUCCCCCAUUCCUGAGAGACAUGUGGAAAGUAUUGAACCACAACCCCAACCUUUAGUGGAGAGAUCUGCUGUAACGCCACCUCCCAAAGUGCCAUCUCCCCUGGAGGAGAAGAAAACAAUUGUUCCUCAGAUAACUGUAGUUCAAGCUGCCCCGGUUAUCCCAGUGAACACUUACAAACCUCCCAGUCCCUCUCCACCAGCAAGUGAGAAACCAGAAUUCAGCUAUUUCAGUAAGUACUCUGAAGCAGCAGAGCUCAGGAGCACCGCAGCUGUCACUCGUUCUCAGGAAACAGAGGUCACCUCAGGACCAUUCAAACUGCGCUCACGCAAACAGAGAACCCUGUCCAUGAUUGAAGAGGAGAUUCGGGCGGCCCAAGAGCGUGAGGAAGAAUUGAAGAGACAACGACAGGCACAAACAUUGCACCUGCCCCGUACACAGAAGCUAAAGUCCGGCACCCAGCCGAACAAACUGGUCCUUGCUGGGAAGACAGCACCGGGUAAGAUAGAGAAGGUUCGUCAAGUUCCUCCAGCAUCGCCGUGCUCUUCAGAUGGAGCUCUGCCCUCGCCGCUGUCUGAUCUGGGCAGUGAUGAUUCUGGAGGACAGCGACCCAAGAACUUCAUGCAGACUUUGAUGGAGGACUACGAGACACACAAGGUCAAGCGCAGAGAGAAAUCUGAGGACAACAGUUAUGUCCGCUCAGUUACAACUGAGGUUCUGGAGGCAACGCGUGUCACUCGCAGAAAAAGUAACAUGGCCCUCCGGUGGGAGGCGGGAAUCUACGCCAACCAGGAAGAGGCUGAGGAAGAGGAAGAGGAAGAGGAGGAGGAGGAGGAAGAGUAAACUACAUUUCCAUUGUAUCCCAAAAAGAAGGAAAAAGAGAGAAAACCCAGAGGGAAAAUGUGCAACAGGACAAACACAAGUAUUUAUUGGGAAGUCAAACCCCAACAGCAAUUCCCACCUCUCUGAAGAUUUGUUUCAGGAGACUAUGAAAAAAAAAACCCAAAGACUACAGAUACUAUACCGCUUCACAUUCUCACGACCAAGUUAUUGCUUUUUCUUUUGUGCUGAUACGCUUUGAGAAAAUGGGAUUUUUUUUUAGACUUUUGUCAUUUAUGAUUAGUAUGAAGAUCACAUUGCAUUUGAAUUCACUAAGGCUAAGGAGAACUUGGAAAAGAAUGGAAAAUAUGGGAUAAUAUGAUGUUAUUAGUAGAAGGAGCUCAGAUGUAGAUAAUAGUGUGACAACUGAUUUGUAGCUAGAUUAUUGACAUUUCGACUGUGCCAUGUAUAUGAAUUCAGUCCUGAGCCCAUUCAGAAAGCAGAACUACAUAAAUGUGUCUUGCAGUCUCCGAAACUCUCAUUUGUUUUCCUGUUAAUCACAUGAUCUCAAUUGCAGGCUGUAGGGAUAGGAAGACAAAUCAUUCUCCUGACUUUGCCAUAUAGUUCAGAGCGAAACUUUAAUGAGGAGGACAAAUGAAAGUAGGGCACAGAUGUUCACACCCUUGAAAGAUGUUGUGAGGUUUGUGAGAACAGACCGAUAUAACAAUAAAUCCAAGCAGAAGAGGAAGAAGCGGUAAUAACCUGCUGAGGUGGCAAUGGCUUGGCUUUCUCCAUUGAUGAAAGACAGGAAACGCGUGUGAAAUGUAACUUUAGGAUGUCGUUGCUGGUGGAUCGAGGUUUACUGAGAUGCAGAACAUUUAAUGGCUGAUGUAGAUGAUUUGGGAAUGUUUAUGUUGUGUUAUGUGUAGCGCAGGAGAGCUAAAAUUAUGGAAAGAGCAUGAUAUGCAUUCACUGAAUCGCUUGGUUUUUCCUUUAAUCUUAAUUUAAAAGGUUGAAUAUUUCUCUUUGCAUCCUUUGGCGUUUUUGAAGCCAUUUUAAACAGAAAUUGUUAAUGGUAUUGCAAACACUUUCUUGAUUCAUAUGUACACAUGAAAUGUUGGAAUGGUUUAUUCUUUGUUCACAUUCUUUUAAAAUAUAUAUAUAACAGAUGUUAGAACACACUUCUCUACAGGACACUGACAUCAGUGAUGGACGUCCAGAGACGAAGUGGACAAAUACAUGGAUAAAUCUUUCAUUUUUCACUUCUCAUUUUUGCCUUUGGUCGGAUGCGUUUUUCAAACCACAAACAAAGAAGAUCCUACAAGGUUCAUUCAACAAUGUGGCUUUGUUAUUUUUUGUACCCUCCACAUAUAAUAUAUAUUACACAAAAGUA
Carassius carassius (crucian carp) is the source of this 5265-nucleotide messenger RNA. RefSeq names its product A-kinase anchor protein 2-like. Gene Ontology annotation, cellular component: membrane. NCBI's taxonomy places the organism in Eukaryota, Metazoa, Chordata, Actinopteri, Cypriniformes, Cyprinidae. Bases 84 to 3896 code for a protein of 1270 amino acids. The record is from RefSeq and is a predicted model, not a curated record. Gene Ontology annotation, biological process: regulation of cell shape. The transcript is spliced from 13 exons.